Molecule: messenger RNA, 1829 nt
Organism: Hypanus sabinus (Atlantic stingray)
Lineage: Eukaryota; Metazoa; Chordata; Chondrichthyes; Myliobatiformes; Dasyatidae
Gene: tmem220
Product: transmembrane protein 220
Exons: 7
Coding region: 328-864 (178 amino acids)
Source: RefSeq, a predicted model, not a curated record
GUCUCAUUUCAGUUGAAGAUGAAAUCCGUGAUGAAAUUCGAAAAGAUGAAAUUCGACCCAGAAAUGAGAAAUUUAUUAUGUUCACCUUAUAAGUUUUAAAAAUUUAUGAAAGGGAAAAAGAUUAAUUUCAAGAAAGAUUUAAUUCUCUGGAUCUGCCUUUCCGAAACCGAAGUACUUCACUCCAAGCUCAUGCAGCAAAUGUUAGAUCGCAUUUUCAUUGGACCAUGCUGUACUUUCAACAUUUCCCCUGCCGCCACGUAAAGCGUACGGGGUGGGUUAAGAGAGAACGCCGCCAGCUGACUGGGCAGAGUAUGGAGCCGGAGGGAGAUGGACGUGCACUCGGGACGAAAUUUCAGUACGUCUUCUCCUCCGCGGUUCUAUCUCGAGACCUGGAGAGUUUGCAACAUCUGCAUGGCUUUCUUUUUCGCGCUUGCCGCCUACGUUCAGAUUAAUGAUCCAGAUGCAGGAAUAUGGACUGUAGUCUACUUAAUUCCUGCUGUAUUAUCCUUCCUCGUUGGCCUGAAUCCACUAGUCACAGAUAACUUCAUCUGGAAACACCUCUCAUUGAUGCACAUGUCCAUGUGCUUCAUGGUGGCCACGCUCUGGGGUUGGUAUCUUCAUCGACAUGCAAAGAACACUAUCUUCCACGAGGAGGAGGGCCGGGAAUUUUUGGGAUUAGUAAUAAUCAUUAUUUGGAUGCUGCUCUGCCAGAAUUCAGGGAAACCCUGCUGGACAUUGAGAACUUGGGAGUGCUGCAUGUCUAUGGGCUGCUCGUUGCCAAAGGAGCUGGAUGAGAAGUGGAACAUGCUGCUGCCUACAACAGAGAGGCGUGAAGUCAGUGUGCAAAAGCACUGUGCAGUCUAACAGCAGGUGGUCGUCCUGGUCCCUUUUCUUGUGGUCGCAAGACCCUGUUGGACACCAUUGAUGUGGACUGCUGCAAGUUCAAUUGGCUGAUGGCGAGGGAGCUGAGUGGCUUCGGUCACGCUGGGGUCUGGCUGUCACGCUGAGCUGUGGUGUCGCCUGUUUGCAGUUGGGAGUUGGUGUGCUCCGCCCGAGCAGUGGGGGCAGCAUGGCAUGGUGUCCAGGCUGCUGUUGGUGCUCUCUUGUGUUCGCUUGGCAAAAGGCAAGCCGUAUUUAGUUUGACUACAAACUGCUACAUCAUUCCUGGACUAAGGGUCUUGCAGUACAUUUUUUUGAUGACUGUACUUUACUGAUAUACAGUGUAUGUUAUCUUAUAUGUGUCAUAGGUACCUUGCAUUGUGUAUUACUGUUGGUACUGCGUUUUGCACCUUGAUCCUGGAGUAAUUCUGUUUCGUUUGGCUGUGCUCAUGGGCAUUCAUGUAUGGUUAAUGGCAGUUAAACUUGAAUUGAAUUCUGGUUACCCUCUCACCCUUCUCUUCUCACCCGCCCAUCACCACCUCCUGGUUCCCUUCCUCCUUCCCUGUCUUCCAUGGUCAUUGUCCUCUUCUUUUAGCUUCCUUCUUCAGGCUUUUACCUUUUCCACAUUCAGUAUCACCACCCCUGGUUCUUACCUCACUCCCCUCUCUCACCUGGUCCUGCCCAUUAUGUUGCAUUCUGUCCCUCUGGUUUGUGUACCAAAAUACAAUGAUGUCUAACAGGUAUUCAUUUUUAAUGCCUGUAGGUAGCUUGUUAUUGCUGGUGUGUCAAAAUAUUAAAAUGUAAGUGUUCAUCACAUGGCAUACUACUGUUAGCUGGCAUUAAUACAAGUUAGCAGUAAAUUACUUCAAAUAGUACUGAACUAUUCUUAACUGAAUGGUACUGAGCAAUUGCUGAUCUCAAUUAGUGAUUAAAAUGUUUUUUUAAUUUUC